Malassezia vespertilionis is the source of this 3243-nucleotide messenger RNA. RefSeq names its product cohesin complex subunit (gene IRR1). Gene Ontology annotation, cellular component: nucleus; chromatin; cohesin complex. Bases 1 to 3243 code for a protein of 1080 amino acids. Gene Ontology annotation, biological process: sister chromatid cohesion. The record is from RefSeq and is a predicted model, not a curated record. Gene Ontology annotation, molecular function: chromatin binding. The transcript is spliced from 2 exons. NCBI's taxonomy places the organism in Eukaryota, Fungi, Basidiomycota, Malasseziomycetes, Malasseziales, Malasseziaceae.
AUGGCUGAAUCUCGGGGCACGCGUUCGAGGCGCAGUGCCGCAACGGUAGCGUCGGAGGCGAUCUCUGAGAAUGCAUCGUCUCAUAGUGGACGACGCUUGAGCAAGCGCGUGCGCGAGCCUUCCGUAGAGAGUGAUUCGUCGCUGUCGUCGCUGUCGGAUGAAGCGCCACAGCCAAAAAGAACACGCGCAAAGAGCGCGAAUGCGCCGCGCAUAAAUGUUACCGAGCUGGACGACAACGAGUUAUUCAAUGCGGUACGAGUCGCAGAGGCGAGUAUCGAAGAAGCGACGGAAAAUUGGGUUGUGAAUUUUCAAGGUGAGCCGAGCGAAGCGCUAGCGCUUCUUGUUACAUUUUUGCUGCGCCUUUCUGGCUCCGAUGCCAAGGUGGAUAGUGAGAAGGUCAUGGACACGGAGCAUGCCGAAGAUACGCUCGAAGCGAUCCAGGCAGAGUUUUCUCAGAGUGCAGUUGCACAGUAUCCUAUUGUCGCGCGCUCGAAAAACAUGCGAUCCGUGCGCAAGCACGCAGAGUCGCUUGUUGAUCGUUUAAUUAAUGACGCUGGAGAAGCGGAAAUUUUGCAGGAGGUCUACUUUUUGGGUACCCUGCAAACGUGGCUUGUAACUCUCUCUCAGUCUUCUUUGCGCUCCUUCCGGCAUACAGGCACACUGGUCGCGAUGUGGGUCUUGUAUGCAUUCUCUGCACAGCUCGAGCAAGUGCGAGAGAAUCACGAUGUGGCUGUGCGGCAGCGCGACGCAGAGGCGAGGAAAGCUGAAGGCAGCCGAAGCAGGAUGACGCACUCUGCGCAGAAAAUAGAGCAGCUCGAUGUGCUGCGCGAUACGCUCGUUGCGCAAAUCGAUGAGCUUGCAAGCAAUGUUUUUACGCCGCGAUGCCGUGACGUCGACGCGGCGAUCCGAAUUGACUGUAUCCAGCAGCUCGGCGUGCUCCUCACGUCCUUCCCGGCGCAGUACAUGCAAGCAUUUUACUUGCAGCACCUCAACACCGCGCUUUCUGAUCCCGAUACCCACGUUCGGCUGAGUGCGCUGCGCGACGUGCAUGGUGUAUGCACGGCGGAGAACAUGGACGCGCUUGCUGUCUUUGCUGAGACGAGCAGAAAGAGGAUUGUGGAAAUGGCGCUGUACGAUAUGGACUUGUCUGUGCGUACUGUCGCUUUUUCUGUGCUUGAGGCGAUGAACAAGCAUGCGAUGCUGGACAAUGAGCAGCGCAGCACCCUUGCGAUACACAUCUUUGACAUUGACACCAAGAUUCGUGUUGCAGCCGCGAGCUUCCUAGUAAGCUUGCUGUCUGAGUUGGAGAGCAGCGCAAGGAUCCAGCAGCUUGCCGCGCUUCUCGUCCAGUACAAUGCGCAGCUGGAAAAGAUGGGCAGCGAGCAGCAUGUGCCGCCUUCUUCGCCCACUCUGUUUGCACUUGUGCAGCCGCGACUCGGCAGGAUUAGUAUCGCAUUGGAAGCGGUAUGGGAUGCGACAGACUCGGUUCACAGCUGGCAGCCGUACAUUGACCUGGCACUUGACGAAAAAGAACAAGCGGAGCAAGAAUCAGCUAUUGUAGAGAUGCUUGCAGCGGCAGUGCGACUUACCAAGGACCGCGUCACCGAAGAGGAAGUUUCGCCCAUCGAGGCUUGUAGCACUGCAUUGAUGACUGCGUUGCCGAAACUGCUUGCCAAGUUCAGUGCGGAUGCGCCGCGCAUUGCCGACCUAUUGUUGAUCCCACAGCACAUGGACUUGAACGUGUAUCACGAAAGCCGCAAUGUUGAUGCGUUUGAGCGCUUGUGGGAAGAUGUGUGCGCGCAUUUUAUGCGCCAUGCUGAGCCUUUAUUGCUUCACAACGCCGCAGACUCGCUUCGGCACCUCGCUGCUGCGCCGGUAGCAGUUAGCACAGGCAGUGCGAAGCUCGGCGCACUGCAAGAAACGGUGCUUGAUAAGCUGCAGGGUACGCUGCACGAGCGUACGAUCGAUACCACGCUUUUCACAGAGGACGAUGUACACAUUAUUCAAGCGAGCCUUGCGCGUCUGUGUGCAUUGAUGAAAGCAAUGGACGCAAGCGCAGCAUUGGAUGGUGCGGCUGAAUGGCACAUUGUCGUUCAGCUGGCGCGACGAGGCCGUCUCAUGCACGCGCAAGAGCAAGACUUUGCCUGCCUCGCACUCCAAACACUUUCGCUCUACCUGUUUUGGCGCGCAAAGCAGGUGCUCGAUGCGCCAGACCCAGCACAGAUCGAGACAGUGGGGCAGCGCCGCGACGAACUGCUUUCUGUUUUUGCGGAACUUAUGGCGCUGGAGGGCGAAGGCACACGCAGUGUCCAGGAAGUGGCACUGCAAAAUACAUGCAUGAUCUUUACACUUUUCUUCUCCGUUCAAACGCUGGAAGGGGAAGAGCAAGUGGCGCAAAGGUUGCAGCUCGCGCCUUCCGACUCGGCCCAGCAGAACUGUGCGCAUACCAUGCAGUCGCUGCUGGAGCACUACCUCGCCACAUUUCGUGCGGAAUCGGAACAGAAUGUGGCUGUGAAUGCGACCCAGCAUGCCCAGCGAAAAGUCCCACGCAACAACGUCGUUCCAGGCGCAUCGCCGGCAUUGCUCGAGACGGGCCUUGUGGUAUGCGCUGCUGCGUCUCCCUAUGUGGCGGCCUUGCGUGUAGGCGCGUUUGGCGUUGCCUAUGCAGCAACGCUCUUGCGCUACUAUGCCUACUUGAACGCAAGUUUUGAUGCACUCUGCCACGAACUCGUCUCGGUGCUCCGCGACGAUGGAUUGCAUGCCAAGCGCGGCUGGCUUGUUUGCGAGACAAUACUGGAUGCACUGAAGCAAAGCUUUGGGCUCCAUCUUUUGUAUGCAGACGAGGCGAGCGAGGCGCAUUUUGCCGCACUCUCGCGGCAGCUUGCAAAUGCAACCAUGGUCCGUGGCCCGGGCUUUUCUGUGGUCGAGGCGAUUGAUGCGGACGCCAUGGUAACGCUCCAUGUCGCUGGCAUCCAGCAGGUGUUGCAGUACAUCAUAGAUGGCACGUGUGAUCAAGCGCGAGCUGUGGUGUUUUUCAAGGGUCUCUCGAACCUGCUCUCGACAGUGACACCAGCGGAUGCGAUCAAAAUUCAUUCUGUGCUGCACCAACGCUUCGCUGCGGCACACGUCGAGGCCAAUGCGCGCGAGAAACAGUGGGAUCCCUACUAUUCGUACGAAAAACGCCUAUUAAACCUUGCUGCGAAGGACCCAAAGAUUGUCAAGGAAGCCGAUCAUGUUGCUUAG